CACUAGAUUCUGAAAGAAGCGCUUGUGAGUUGUAGAGAGAUAAAGAGAGAGCUUUACCAGAGUAACGGUUGAAGAAGCUAGCUGUAAUGGCGGUUGCACCAACAUCUCUCGCAUCCCCUCCUCAGUUUUCUGGACUGCGUCGAGAUCACUCUCUUUCUCUCUCAUCCACUACCUCCUUCUUCCAGCACGUCGAUUCUCACAUCCGUCUCUCCUCUUCAAGAAAAGGUUGCAGAGGAGUCGUCACCAUGGCCGGUUCCGGAAAGUUCUUCGUCGGUGGCAACUGGAAGUGUAAUGGCACAAAAGAUUCUAUCAGUAAGCUUGUCUUGGACUUGAACAAUGCAAAGUUGGAGGCUGAUGUUGAUGUUGUUGUAGCCCCUCCCUUUAUUUACAUUGACCAAGUAAAGAACUCAUUAACGGAUCGGAUUGAGAUAGCUGCUCAAAAUUCUUGGAUUGGAAAAGGUGGAGCCUUUACCGGGGAGAUCAGUGCGGAACAAUUGAAAGAUAUUGGCUGCAAAUGGGUUGUUCUUGGGCAUUCUGAGAGGAGACAUGUUAUUGGAGAAGAUGAUCAGUUUAUAGGAAAGAAGGCUGCUUAUGCCUUGAGCCAGAAUCUUGGUGUUAUAGCAUGUAUUGGUGAAUUGCUUAAAGAAAGAGAAGAAGGAAAAACUUUCAAUGUUUGUUUUCAGCAAAUGAAGGCUUUUGCAGAAGCUGUGCCCAGUUGGGAUGAUGUAGUUGUUGCAUAUGAGCCUGUAUGGGCAAUUGGAACUGGUAAAGUGGCCUCGCCCCAGCAAGCUCAGGAGGUACAUGCAGCUGUCCGCGAUUGGCUCAAAAAGAAUGUUUCAGCAGAAGUUGCUUCUAAGACACGUAUUAUCUAUGGGGGAUCUGUAAAUGGGAGCAACUGUGCUGAGCUUGCAAAGCAAGAAGAUAUUGAUGGGUUUCUUGUAGGUGGUGCUUCCUUAAAGGGUCCAGAGUUCGCGACCAUUAUCAAUUCUGUAACUUCCAAGAAGGUUGCUGCCUGAUCAUUGGUGUUGGUUUGACACACCAGGGCAAAUAAGUGGCUUAGAGAAAUAGCUUUAGGUGGAAGCAUCCCGUGACAAAUAUAUGAGCCAGUUCUGUUUGGUGGGGAUUUGAUCAUUUUCUUUCCCCUCAAUCCCAUAAAAACGUAAACUAUCCCUUAAUUUUUAUCAGACUGAUUAUUACAUCUGUUUGAACUACAGUUACCAGCGUAAUGGAAUAUAAAUUGUGUUGGUUUGCA
Cornus florida is the source of this 1252-nucleotide messenger RNA. RefSeq names its product triosephosphate isomerase, chloroplastic. Gene Ontology annotation, molecular function: triose-phosphate isomerase activity. The transcript is spliced from 9 exons. The record is from RefSeq and is a predicted model, not a curated record. The coding region runs from base 87 to 1016 and encodes 309 amino acids. Gene Ontology annotation, cellular component: cytosol. Gene Ontology annotation, biological process: glycerol catabolic process; glycolytic process; glyceraldehyde-3-phosphate biosynthetic process. NCBI's taxonomy places the organism in Eukaryota, Viridiplantae, Streptophyta, Magnoliopsida, Cornales, Cornaceae.